AUGUCAGUUAACAGCAAGAGGAUACAAGUAAGAAAACAUGUCAAACUAGCAAAUGAUGAAAAUUGGAAAUGUAAAUUAGAUAUUUGGAAAGCUAACGAGUCUUGGUCUGACGACUGCAAGACAGUAUUUCAAGAAUUGUCUAAUCUAGGAGAUGACUGGGUUCAAGUAGCCGUAAUCUGUGAGGAUCCAGGCCAUCGAUGCUAUUUUAACUGCCAUGAUGAACAAGAUAAAGUUUUCACAGUUGCAAUGUUUUACUCCAAAUCUAGAAAUCGUAUCCGAGGUGUAGCACAAUUCGGACAAUAUUCACAAUCUGCUUCAGGUGUUGUUCAUACAGGGGCCCUCUCAACAAUAAUUGAUACAGUCUCCGGAAUUUUAAUAAAUUUAGUUUGUGUUGCGGUCACAAUUAGCAUGAGCAUAAGGUAUAAACAAAUCUUACUUAUCGAAGAAUCAGCUCAAUUUAACUGCUGGAUUGAGAGAACAGAAGGUAGAAAAGCUAUAGUUAAAAUGGUUAUUACGUCUAUCGAUAAAGGUAGGACAUUCGCUGAAGGAGAGACUGUUUGGAUGAUACCAAGAAAUGGUUAA
Trichoplax adhaerens is the source of this 582-nucleotide messenger RNA. RefSeq lists its product as uncharacterized. The transcript has a single exon. Lineage: Eukaryota; Metazoa; Placozoa; Uniplacotomia; Trichoplacea; Trichoplacidae. The record is from RefSeq and is a predicted model, not a curated record. The coding region runs from base 1 to 582 and encodes 193 amino acids.